Messenger RNA from Sitodiplosis mosellana (orange wheat blossom midge), 1985 nucleotides. RefSeq names its product chaoptin-like. Bases 151 to 1869 code for a protein of 572 amino acids. NCBI's taxonomy places the organism in Eukaryota, Metazoa, Arthropoda, Insecta, Diptera, Cecidomyiidae. The transcript is spliced from 2 exons. The record is from RefSeq and is a predicted model, not a curated record. Gene Ontology annotation, molecular function: protein binding.
AGUCGAACAAAGUAUUUUGCGUUUGAUACAUCACAUUUGAUUACAGUCUAUUUUGAAGCCUGUUAAUUAAGUUGAAUUUUAAUUACUGACGUUUGAAAGAGGAAAUUUUUUGAUUUUUCAACUAGAUGUUAAUGAGGAUAUUUAGUAAAAAUGGGAGCUCAAUCGAAAACAAUGAUGUAUAUUGUCCUAUCAAUAUUCAUGAUUCAUACUGCCGCUGCUGCUGCUACUGUUGCUGCUGUUGAUGCUGGCCCUGACUGUCGAAUAAACGAUUUUCAAAGUUAUACAGCUUUUAUCAAAGACUGUGAUUUGGUGAAAACUCUCACAUUCAACGUAAUCAAAUGGGAACCGAUUCCACAGGAUUUGGUCAAUCAAACUCGAUCGAUAACUACGAUUGAUGUGAAUAAUCGAUCCCUUGAGAUAAUCGACGAAAUUGGAUUUUGUGCGUGGCCAAAACUCACAACCCUCAAUGCUGGACGGAACAACAUACUAGCGUUACCAUCUGAUCUGCUUGCCAAUUGUCGUACGCUCAACAGUUUAUUGCUGUCCAAAAAUAGCAUCAGUCAAAUUGACGAAAAUGCAUUCCGAAAUCUGCCAUUUUUGACAGAGCUGGACCUGUCGAGCAAUCAAAUUGAAUCACUCGAUGACAACGUUUUCAUAUCAUUAAUCUCGUUGAAAACGCUGCGUUUGAAUAACAACAAAAUUCAAGCGAUAAGCAACGAAAAUUUCGAUAUCACAGUGAAGCUAGAAACAUUAGACCUGAGUUACAAUUCAAUCCAAACAAUUGAAGAGGGUUCAUUUUGGAAUUUAAGGAAAUUGGUCACACUGGAUAUGUCUCACAAUCCAGAUUUGAGUACGCUGGAUUUAACGCGAAUGGAUCGAUUACAAUAUGUGAACAUUGAUAGUGCUUCGUUGGAGCAAUUGAAUAUACCGGAUAGUGUGGUGACGAUUGGCGCUAAUUUCAAUAAAAUUACGAAACUGUUCAUUGAACCAAAUGGCAUCUUGGAAGAGUUAUAUUUGCGAAAUAAUUCCCUUGCAAAUCUAAAGAAUUUAUCAAUAGCAGAUCAACUAACUGCAUUGGACAUUUCCUAUAACAACAUCAGAGAUGUCGAUUUCACACCCUUGUGGACAACACAAAUACAACGGCUCGUAAUUCUGGGAAAUCCAAUUCGAAAGUUCAAUGUGAGUACCUUGAUUGAAUUACCACUUCUUCAAACCGUCGAAAUUUCCACCGACUCACUUGAUAAAGAAACGCUAACUGCUUUGGAAGAUGGAACAACUUUGCUGUAUAAUUCAGUACGAAGGUCAAAUAAAAUACCGGAGCGACGCAAUGUUGUCGACAUAACCGAGUCUACAUAUGCGCCAAGCACAGAAUCGUCGAAUGAAAAUACGACUGAAACUCCAACUGAAACUCCAAGCACGACUGAAGCUACAAAUGAUAAAACUAAGGCGGGUAAAAACAUGAUAACUGUUAAAACAACGUCAAUUGCAACCAUUUCCACCUCUUUUAAGCCAGCUACAGAAAAUGACAUAAAGCCUGACCUACUCUCUUUAAAUCAUGGCGUAAAACUAUUGGAACGCAUCCAUCAGCUGGAGUCAAAGCUGGAAAGUUUGUCUGAAAGACAUAGUCUAACCGAGCGAAAUGUGUCAGAUGUUCGAUUUUUGGUUGUUUUUACGAUGAUCACAUUUUCACUAUUUAUUUCUCUCCAAAUUGGAUUGUUUGUUUAUCAAAACUACAAAAAGUGGAAUAUUCCAAUCAAUAUCUCCAUCCCAAAUGUCAUUGCUGCUUCACAGAAUGAAAAUUCGAACAAUCGACGUCGCCAAACCAGUGUCGAUACCACCAUGGAUCCCAUUAUUGAGGAUGUUUUUUAGUUUGAAGGAAAAAAUGACGAUGUAGUUUUAUCAACAAGCGAAUAUGGUAACGGAAAAAAUGCUUUUGAUCCAAAAUGUAUGACGACUAGGUGCCAAUAAAUGAUUUUCGUUAUAAA